GUGUCACUUCGCCUCCUCCACCUCCUCUUUCCUGCUGACUCCUGCUCGCUCCCCUCUUGCCUCCUUGUCUCACUCGUCUCUGGAUGCCAGCAGCUUCUAGUCAUGGAGGAGACAACAGUCACACACCAACCUGAACUGUCGGACAGAGAAGUUUCGGCAUCAGUGAGUCAUGAGGAGGAAGCAGGGGGGCUCACCGAACAAAAUGAAGAAAACUGGAGGUCAAGCAAUGCCUCUGAUAUGAUGGAGCCGGUGCUCACACAGCCGGGCCUCGGUAUCGCCACGACAACCAUCACCACCAUCACUCAAACAGGAGGAGACUGGAGCACUGGCCUGUUGGACGUCUGUGGAGAUAAGACUACAUGUAUUCUGGGAGCACUGGUGCCGUGCUGUUUGGACCUGAGUUUGGCUCACCAGUACGGGGAGUGUUUGUGCAUGCCUCUCCUACCAGGAUCCACUUUUGCCAUGCGGGUUGGGAUCAGGGAACGAUACAAGAUACGGGGGAGUGUGUGCGAGGACUGGACCACGGUGUGUUGCUGUUACUCUCUGGCUGUGUGUCAGAUGAUAAGAGAGAUGAAGCAGAGGAUGAAGCGCCAGACAUACUGUGUGUCUACUACAUUUGAAAGCUCCUAAAUACAUUAUUAACUGAGGUUUUUUUUUUUUUUAAAUAUGUAAUGCAACAAAUG
Messenger RNA from Nematolebias whitei (Rio pearlfish), 683 nucleotides. It is a transcript of the gene plac8l1, whose product is annotated as PLAC8 like 1. The record is from RefSeq and is a predicted model, not a curated record. The coding region runs from base 103 to 630 and encodes 175 amino acids. The transcript has 4 exons. Lineage: Eukaryota; Metazoa; Chordata; Actinopteri; Cyprinodontiformes; Rivulidae.